Messenger RNA from Gastrolobium bilobum, 645 nucleotides. RefSeq names its product DNA-directed RNA polymerase V subunit 5C. Gene Ontology annotation, molecular function: DNA binding; DNA-directed RNA polymerase activity. The coding region runs from base 1 to 645 and encodes 214 amino acids. The record is from RefSeq and is a predicted model, not a curated record. The transcript has 4 exons. Lineage: Eukaryota; Viridiplantae; Streptophyta; Magnoliopsida; Fabales; Fabaceae. Gene Ontology annotation, biological process: DNA-templated transcription.
AUGGCGAGUGAGUGCAUUGUGGGAUUAUUGGACGAUGGAACCGUAGAGAGCCUUCGCUACUUUCAGUGUCGUAGGACUGUGCUCGAAAUGUUAAGAGACAGAGGCUACGAUAUCCCUAACUCGGAACUCACUCGCUCUAUUUCCGAGUUUCGUUCACUCUUCGGUCAAGAACCGAAUCCCGAAGCCUUACGUAUCCGCGUUUCCCUUUCCACUCAUCCCUUCCAUAAGGUACUGGUUGUCUUUACAGGAACUUCUGUUGUAACAAAGGCAACUAUCCUCGGUAUAUAUGGCCAGAUUACGAAUGAAGAAAGAUUGAAUAGGCUGAUAAUUGUUGUGCAGAGUAAAAUGACUGCAUUUGCACGGAAAGAAUUGGAAACCUGUCCAUUAGAAGUUGAGAUUAUUGAAAUGAAUGACAUGCUGUUCAAUAUAACAAAGCAUGUACUCCAGCCAAAGUAUGAGGUGCUGACUGAUGAUGAGAAGCGAGCACUGCUAAUGAAGUACAAUGUGGAAGAGAAGCAGCUACCGUACAUGCUAAAAACUGAUCCCAUAGCUCGCUACUAUGCUCUGCGGAAAGGACAAGUCAUCAAGAUCACUCACAAAGGUGAUUUGGUUGAUUCUCUAGUAGCCUAUCGCUGUGUCGUGUAA